AUGGCCGACUUCGAGGCUAUCGGUGUUUUGGAGGAGUUGGAGAAUGAGUACUGUCCCCCGCUGGACCCCGCGCUUUUCGCAGCGAUCGCGCACGACUAUAACUUGGAGGAUGACGACGUUGGGAGCAUCAAGGCGCUACGUGAUACUUUAGAUGAACUCAAAGUACUCGCAGCUGCUCAGGAAAAUUGCGAUUUUGACCCGUCCGGCACGAGUGGAAAUGGUGCGUUGGAGGAAGAUGGAGCCGCGUCUGAGCUUAGCGUUCCCCCGUCGCAUAGGACUCUCCGGUCACUUGAGACAAAUAUCACCAGUCUCGAGUCCAGUUUAUCGUCGCUGAGUGUCGAGAAAGGAAAACCAACCGGCAAGCGGAAGCAGCCAGAGGCCACCGCGCAAAGUGGGCCGACAGCGUCUAAUCUCUCCCAAAGAGGGGCCGCAUUUUCAGGACUUGGCCUAGAAGAGAAGAAGGUGUACUUGAAUGAAAUGUUCCCUUCUAUUGAUCAAUUUACGAUUUCUCAUACACUUGGGAAAUGCGACGGUGAUGUUGACCGAUCCAUGGACGUCUUACUCAAUUUGGCCUUUUUUGAAGACAGCAACAAUUACAACAGCACAGACGCGAAUGACGAUCGAAUCUCUAUCCCCAAGGGGGUGGAAGGCUUUGAAGAAGGGACUAAUCACAAAACUGCUCGAAGGAAAGGGAAGGGGAAACGAUCCAAAGCGAAACAAAUGUUAGAACAGUCGAUUUCAACUUGCGCCGAAGCCGACUUGAACCGUGUGAAUAUCGAUAAUAAAUGGGACAACGGCAAGAAAGACGUGGAUUUCAUUUGCUCUAGGACUCAUUUGUCAAUGCAAGCAGUGAACUCGGCCUAUCAUUUGAAUAGUGCACAUCUCCCUACCACUAUUCACUAUUUAGCAAGGAAAGAAAUUGAAAAGAAUUCAAACAUUAUGGAUGAUCCGGUCACCAUUGAGCAAAUCGCCGAACUCCAUGAAGAAUUUUCCACAGUUCCUUCAAUCAAGCUAGCUGGCUUGCUUCAAAUGGCGCGCAAUUCCAUUUCUGCUGCAAAUGAGCUUGCAAGAGUCAUGGUUACAGAGCCUGAAAUACCUGUCAUUAACAUGAAGCUGAACUUGACGCCACCAAUUUCGACGCAGAUGGAAUAUACUCCAGUUCGAAAGAAUCAGAAAACAGCAUCGCCGUUGCCUAAUUCUAGAGAUGCCGGAAUAAGUUUCGGUUCAAGUCGAAUUUUGGCGGAUCAUCAUCGGCGUGCCGGAGAGACAGCCUUUAACAAAGCGCAAGUCGCAUACCGUCGUGGUAAAUCGGACCAUCUCAUGGGUGCCGCCGCCAGCUAUUAUUCGGAUCUUGGUCGCAAGCAUAUUGAAAUAGCAAGGCGGGAAACCUCAGCCGCGGCGGAUGCCCUUGUGGACUCACAGUCAAGAGGCACGGUGCUAGACCUGCAUGGAGUCAGUGUGCAAGAUGGCGUUCGCAUCGCGUGCGAGCGCGUGGAAGACUGGUGGGAAUCACUUGGGGAUGCAAAGUAUGCGCCUGGUGGAGGAGGACCGGUACGACAGGGGUUCAGAAUUAUCACUGGGCUCGGGAGGCACAGCAAAAACGGCACAGCGAAACUUGGGCCGGCGGUGGCUUCGAGGCUGGCGAAAGAAGGGUGGAGAGUAGAGGUUGCACAGGGGCAUUUGACAGUGACCGGGCUUGUCAGACAUCGAUGA
This is a messenger RNA of Uncinocarpus reesii 1704, 1713 nucleotides long. RefSeq lists its product as uncharacterized. Gene Ontology annotation, molecular function: ubiquitin binding. The record is from RefSeq and is a predicted model, not a curated record. Bases 1 to 1713 code for a protein of 570 amino acids. Lineage: Eukaryota; Fungi; Ascomycota; Eurotiomycetes; Onygenales; Onygenaceae. The transcript is spliced from 2 exons.